AUGGAUUUCAAUGCUGAUUUGCAAGAUAGGCUUCAAAAAGCCUUUGAUGAAAUUGUGAGAUUGAAGAAGGAAAACUUUGAAGAAUCUUGCCAGCGCCAACAAGUUGAGAAGGAGCUCCUAGUCAUCCACAAGACAGCUAAGAAAUUGCAGGAGUACCUCUUAAAAGAUACGCAACGUUCAAGACAAAUUGAGGAAGCUCGUGCCACAGAUCAGUACUUGAUAAAAAAACUGAAAAAAGAGAUUGAAUUGCUAAAGAUCCAGCGUGAUGAAUAUCUUGAAAAACUCUGCCGAGCAGGUGAGCAGAUGUCACCCCAACAGUCAGAAGUGGCUUCAGAAGCUUAUGAAAAGGAUAAACACGAGAUGGAAAUACUGAGAGAGGAAAUGAUUCAGCUUAAAAUCGACCGAGACAAAUACCUCACAAAGUUUCAGGAGAAAAAUGAACCAAAUUUGGCGCCAAUGGAGUGUGUUUCUGAUACCGAUUAUGAUACUAAUGUCCUAGAAAAUGAGUUAGAAGCACACAGACGCACCCUUGACGACCGUUUGCAGUCUGAUAGGGACAGCACAAUCAGAUAUCCUGAAAAACACGCACAGUUUUCCUUGGCUGAGCUGAAGCUGGCGACAGAAAAUUUCAGCGAGUCACUAAAGAUUGGGGAAGGUGGGUAUGGGCGUGUCUAUAAGGGCACUGUCUGUGACACCGCAGUGGCCAUUAAGAUUUUACGCCAUAAUGAGAACCUCCAGGGCUUACUGCAGUUUCAGCGUGAGGUUUUGAUCCUUACCAAAGUGAGGCAUCCACAUCUUGUCAAUCUCUUAGGAGCCUGCGAUGAAGUGGCUGCUCUUGUGUACGAAUAG
Setaria italica (foxtail millet) is the source of this 849-nucleotide messenger RNA. RefSeq names its product U-box domain-containing protein 70-like. Gene Ontology annotation, molecular function: protein kinase activity; ATP binding. Gene Ontology annotation, biological process: protein phosphorylation. NCBI's taxonomy places the organism in Eukaryota, Viridiplantae, Streptophyta, Magnoliopsida, Poales, Poaceae. The transcript is spliced from 3 exons. The coding region runs from base 1 to 849 and encodes 282 amino acids. The record is from RefSeq and is a predicted model, not a curated record.